Messenger RNA from Laetiporus sulphureus 93-53, 1732 nucleotides. RefSeq lists its product as uncharacterized. Lineage: Eukaryota; Fungi; Basidiomycota; Agaricomycetes; Polyporales; Laetiporaceae. The transcript has 3 exons. The record is from RefSeq and is a predicted model, not a curated record. Bases 255 to 1637 code for a protein of 460 amino acids.
CGUAGGACAAAUCACAAACCAGGUGAGCGCUCGUGUGCGCGUCCUCCGUGAUCAAGCUCAGCAGGUUGACGACGGAUUCCGAGUCAAAGACGCUGCCUCGACGAUGUCUUUGAGCCUUGAUUGAACGCAUCGGGCGAGCAGAGCACCGUCGUGGUUCACGUCCAUGUGGUUACUUCAGGAAAGCGUGGUAUCGUCCUGCAUUGUAAUUCCAGCUAGGUUAUUCCGCCAUCCGCAGCUGUGCUAUUGCAAUAAUCAUGGAUUACGGGGGUCAUGCAGAAUCAUUACUCCCUGUUGAGAUUACCGACUCCGUUAUAGAUCACCUACGGGAUGACUAUCCCUCGCUUUUCGCAUGUGCGCUGGCAUGCCGUGCAUGGCUUCCGAGAGCCCGAUUUCACAUAUUUCGUCGCGUUGUUGCAAUGGACGUAGCUGGCUACGACCGUCUUGCCCACCUUAGCAAUGCCAACCAAGAUAUCGCAUAUGCAAUUGUACACCUCUCCAUCAUCAAAGGGUCCCAACUCAGACGCACCAACGUGGAUCGCGAAUGGCCGACGAUCCUGUCGAAGCUUUCUAGAUUGGAAGACCUUUCCGUGAGCCAGUGGUCCGCGUCGGAGCUGCCUGAAGAAGUUGUGCAAGAUCUGCCAAAGUACUUUUCUCACAUCAAGACCCUCCGUCUGCAGGGCGUGCACGCAUGGAGGCCAUGGAAGCCCGACUUCCCGCGCCUCCUCUGCGCUUGCUCCGAGCUCUCUGUCCUGUACCUCGACUCCAUCUGGUGGCUUGACCCUCCUGAGGAGUUCAUCACCCUUCCCACAUUGCAUCCUGAUGGUCCCCUCCCGCCUGCGGUAGCUGCGAGCAUGCCCUCGAGAACGGUUCCUCUCGAGGCACUCUGUUAUUCUCAAUGUCAAGAACACGUUGCCGCUUGGCUGAUGCGCAGCCCGCUGCUUGCUGGUCUUCGCCGAUUGCAAUGCCUGUGGGCACCCAACAGCCAAAUCAUGCGGAUCACGCAUGGGUUCCUCCGCGCGGCGGGGACAUCGCUCGAGGAGCUCUGCCUCGUGCUUGACAGCGUGCCCUUCGCCUUUCUGGUACCGACCUCCACUCGACAACUGAAUCUUGAACGAAAUCCCUGUCUCGUCUCAGUUCACAUCAGGUCCGCCAACGUUGAUCCUUCAACGGCUCACACUACCCUGUACAUGUUACGGAACAUUAUGCUGGUCUUGCAGAACGUGCACGCAAACAACUGUCCUAUACAGCACCUCACUGUCAGCCUUGCUAGGGAGGAGUUCAUUUUCGAGAGUAUCGACUCUCAUGGACCACACGGGGGCAGACUUACCGCAACUAGAGUGUGGCGUCGAAUUGACGAUGUUUUAACCAAGUUAGCACGCAAGGAUUCCGAAUUGACAUUCACAUGCAAUAUCCUCGAUCACAGCUCUGAUAAUGUCGAUGAGUGGGCUUCCGACGCGGUGGACGACGUGUUGCAUUUCGUGCCCCAGCUGAGAGCCACGGAUUGUGAGAUACGGGUCGUGUGUGGGAUCCGCUGGUCUGAUGACAUUUCAUCUGGUAUGCCUCUCGGAGGAAUGUUCGUUGGCGAAUUCCUUGAGCGCCGAUUCGAACGUAGAAGUAGGGUGCUACACAAAGAAUAAAUCGUUCAUGUCCUAUAUAUGAUGAUGGCUAAGCAUGACUUCGAAUUUCUGUUCAAUCUCGGGACGCUUGCUUGACUUUAGCUUUGUUAUGUAGG